CCGUGAGCUACACAUUUUUCACAUUUUCGCUCAAUUUGCUUUACGUAAUAGACCCCCUGUUGGCUAUAGAGAACGUACGACGGAAGUCUCCCAUUCCGCUGUUCUAUACAGCCAAUCAUAACCUCUUAUUCAAGCUUCGUCGCUCCGUCGCUUGUUGCUCUAGCGCUACUGGAAAUAUCAGCCUAAGAUUUUCCAGUUUCUGAUCGUGCGAACCCUCUAUUACAUCCAUAGCUGCGUGGUUUCAAGGUUAAACAGUAAAAUGUGGAUAGAUCCAACCGAUGUUUCAAAAAGGAAACCUCGAAGAAUUGGAGGAACACCGGCGAGUGUAUAUGGAAAUAAAAUUAUUCUUUCAGUACUAUGCGGGGCUGUAACAUGCGGAUUUUGUGUUUAUUUACUGGUAGGCGAGAAAAUGCAGAAGAUGUUAAAAGAUAUAGGCCCAGGGGAUGUUCAAAAUCCAAACUUGUUUUAUGAUAAAGUACGACCUUACCUUAAAGAAGGAGGACAGCCGAAACCAAUUAAAGCAACCAACUCAACAGUUCAGUAAUCAUGGAUAACGAUACUAUACUCGUAAAUGUAGACGUAAUUAAACAUAAAAACGAAAAUGCUUCAAGCAUGGAAGUCAAAUCAGAAGAUCGUGUAGACGCAACCGAAGCAAAUCAUAAUCCUAUUAAACCGAAAAGUAUGAAAAUGCGUACCUGUAAUCAAGUUUGUAAGACUAAUGCAUCGUUAAAUGAGGACGACAGUUUGGCAGAUUUUAAAUCUCCAAAAAUAAAUGUAAUACCCAAAGUGGACAAGCCAAGUGGUAAACUCGCCAUUGAAAAAUUGAAGCGAAGAGUGAAAUCCACAUCUAAGGACAAGGGACGAGGGCGAAGUAAAUAUAUUGCAAAAAAUUCUGCGCAACCUACCAUCGAGUCAUCCUUCAAACCUGCCAAUGCCAAAACGGCACAUACAUGUCCAUUGUGUUUCAAGACUUUCAACGAAGAAUCCACUCAAUCAACACAUAUGAAAACCUGCGCAGCAAAGAAUAAAAUCUCUACUAAGACUUUAUUAAAUGCUAUCGAUCUGCAGAAGCGUCAAAUUGAAGAGAGGAAGGCAUUAGGACUUCCUUCUACACCUAUUUUACAGCCUCCAAAGACUGUGACACGCAAGCCACCAGUUCCAAAAGGUGAUGGUGAACUCGAAUUAGCAUUAGCUCUAUCGAGAUCUUUGCAAGAAAUGGAAGAAAAGGAACAAAUAGCGGAAGCUGAGCUGUUGGAAGAUGAAUAUUCUCUGCAGAAGCCUGAUAAAGCCUUCCAGGAUGAGUCAAGAUCGAUUGAAAAUCGUAGAGCUACUUUGCAAAACUUUGGAUUCACUACUAACGUACCUUCGGUGCCACUGCCAGCUCGUAAUAAAAGUAAAAAGAGGAAGGUGUUAAAACCGACAGCGUUGGAAAUCCUUUCUCAAGAGGAAAAGGAUCGACGCUUAGCAGAGAAAAUAGCUGAAAUACUCAUAGCUGGUGAUGUGAUGACGCAAACAUCUCAAGAACCGAUACAAAGAAUGGCAGAAAAUGAGCUGAUUAGACCAAGGAGUAAAGUACUUAAGAAACUGCAACAAAUGGAACAUAAAUUGUGGGAUAAAUGCAGCCUUUCGGAGCAGCAUGAUGAAUUUUAUGUUGAAAAUCUCCUUCCGCUGUCGCAGUGUCAGCUAGGUCCUUCCGGUGAAUCAGAACCGUCUAAGAAUCCCAGUAAUUCUUCAGUAGAUCCUGCAAAGAUGCAAGACAGGGUCAAGGAAGCGGAAAUUUCUGAGAAGGAGAAAAAAAUGGAAACACCACAUUCGUGUUCCGAAGCAGCAUUUACGAUUAAGCAAGAAGACAAGAUGUCUCCAAAAAAUUCCCAUAGCGAUUCCACUUCCACCUGUAAACAGGAAUUCAGCGUUGAAAUCAAUGAACCAUUUAUCAAGUCUUUGGCAUGCGAUUGGAAGAACAUUUUAAACGUCAGUUCAGCGAGUGACAUAUUAAUUUACGUGAAAAAUGAGCAACACAUAUUCACGCAUAAAUUGGUCUUUUUUGUGCGCUGUUCGAAUAUCAUGCUGGACUUCAUUCCAUGCGACGAUCCAAAAUUUCCGCACGUGAAAGAGAGGAUUUCCUGGCCGGAAACGGAUUACUGUGCAGCCUUGGCAUUCCUGGAAUUUGUAUAUAGUGGAUCCAUUGACAAGUACUCAUACAUAUUUGAAGAUGAAGCCGCAAUGACUGAAGUUCGAUGCCUGGCGAGAAAGUACAGAGUCAAGGAUGUUUUCGAUUACUUGAAUCGGGUGAAGUCCGAUAAGAACGAUAAGAAUGUAAAAAGCUCCCCACGGAAGCCUGGACGAUCUGAACCCGAGACCACGAAUGACAUUGUUCAGAAUGAAGUAGAUGAAAUUCUUAACAAGGAACCGAAUAAAGAGCUUAUCUCUUCGCAGUAUGGAGAUGAAGCAAAGAGCGUCGUCUCUGACGCGAAGGAUUCACGUCUUGAUGAUGACUUUGAUAAAGAAGUGAUACUAUCUCAGAGGGAAAUUGAUGUCAUAGAUGGGGAAGUAGAUGAAAUUCUUAUCAGGGAGCCGAAUAAAGAGUUUAUCUCUUUGCAGUAUGGAGAUGAAGCAAAGAGCGUCAUCUCUGACGCGAAGGAUUCACGUUUUGAUGAUGACUUUGAUAAAGAAGUGAUACUAUCUCAGAGGGAAAUUGAUGUCAUAGAUGAGGAAUUAAUACUUGACACUAAGGGAAAUAAGGAUGCGUUUUUAUGUCCAUUUAAUGACACUCGAAUUGUUGCUUCUCCGGAUUUGUUUGAUGACACCGGAGAUGACAAUUCGGAUAAUACGAGAGAAUUUCCCUCGACUACGUGUAAGGAUGAUUGCGAAAAUGCGAAAGACGAGAACGAGAGCAAUCUGAAUGUGCUAUUGGAUUUAAUUCAACAAGAUUCACAGAUUAAUAGCCAAUACAAAAGCGAUUCGUCGAAGUCUGUUGGGGAUAAAAAAGUAGACCAGAAGAUCUCAAACGAUCCCAGCUUUGUUGUUACAUCUGAAAACUGUGAAGUCUACAACUUGGACACGGACGAAGAAACGGAUGUAGAAGAUGUGCCAAGAAAAUUCAAUCCUGCUGUAAUCUCCGAAGGUGAUAAUUCCAGGAUUUUGACCGCGGCUCCGGAGAAUGCAGAAAAUCCAAAUUUUCUUUUGGGUGAAAACUCGAAAAGUCGAAGUGCAAUUUCAACUCCCGAAAGUGUCGGGCAUCGACGCGUUUACAUGGACGGAGAAGUUGAAAAGGGAAUGGACAUAAAUGAUUGCGAUACAGUUUCAAUACCUGACAGCAUUAAAACACAAAUUUAUAGAACAUUCGAUAGCGAGGAAACUGAAAAUUCCAUUGUCACUCCGAACUGUGAUAUACUUCCGGAGGAGAGUAUGGAUUGCAACACUCAAGCAGAAACUCCAAAAUCAAGCAAAUUAAAUGAAAAUCCCGCCACGAGGUGCGUAACGAAGCAGAAAAGCAUUUUGAGUUUGUUCACCGAGAAAGUUCAGGGCGAAAAGGCAAAAGAGGCAGACCCCGAAGAUGAUUUAAUCAUAAGAGAUUCAUUCUUCUUGAGUCAGUACAACAUUGAAAAUAGAGAUUCGAUAGAAGCCGAUAAAUUUACAGCAAGGAGGGUAGAUUGUACUCGGAAGAGCAGGUUAAAACCGAGUAAAUUACAUGAAAAUCCUGAUGAAGAAUGUACGACAAUUAAGCAGAAGAGUAACCUGAGUUUAUUCAUUGAAAGGAUUCAGAAGGAAAAUGCAAAGGACUCGUUAGAGUCGGAUUCAGAGGACGAGUUGACCAUCAAAGAGCCGUUUUCCAGGAGGAAAUGUAAAAGCCCACUUCACGAGUACGAUUUAUUGUUUCAAAAUCAUUCCAAAAUGCUCGCCCUAGGGGUCAACGAAAAAGAUGUGUUCUCAAAGUUUGCCGUAAGGAAGCCCGAAAAUUCUCCGGAUACGCAGGAUCGAAACGAGAGGGACAGUUUUGAAAAAUUCUUCAAAAGCGAGGGCUUAACUUCGAAAGCUGUGCCGAGGAAGAAGAAGAAGAGGGAUGCUUUAAGUAUCUUCGAAGAGGCUGUUCGGAAAAAUGCAGAAAUGAGACGGGAUGGUUUUUCAAAUCGUUUGAAAAGUCCAGAUCUAUCGACGAAUUUAGAAGAUGAUGUGUCGAAAUGUUCAUUGUCAAUGUCGCAAAGAGUAGACGAGAGGGACAGUUUUGAAAAAUUCUUCAAAAGCGAGGGCUUAACUUCGAAAGCUGUGACGAAGAAAAAGAAGAAGAGGGAUGCCUUAAGUAUUUUCGAAGAGGCUGUUCGCAAAAAUGCAGAAAUGAGACGGGAUGGUUUUUCAAAUCGUUUGAAAAGUCAAGAUCUAUCGACGAACUUGGAAGAUGAUGUGUCGAAAUGUUCAUUGUCAAUGUCGCAAAGAGUAGACGAAUCUGCGAGCGAAAACUCAGAAAUUGGACCUACUCAAAAUACCGCGAACGACGAUGAGAUCUCAGGGGAGGAUUUUGAAAAGGAAUUAAACACUGAAGAAUUACUUUCGAUGAGCCAAUACAAAAAUUGCCCACCCAAAGGAAAAGACGCCGGUUCAAAAGAUCUUCAGACAGAGUCGAAGGACUCUCCUGAUAUGCCGGAAGAAAAUGAUAAGAUCAAUUCUUUUACCUGGAACGAGAGCCUAAUUUUGAGAAACGUAACGAUGAGAAGAAAGACCUCGAGUAUGCUUCGAAACGUCCUUUACAAAAAUGCAGAAAAUAAUGCUAAUGAAAGGCUUAUCAGUUCAGAAAGUUCCUCAAAAUAUGUGGAAAAAGAAAAGGAGCCUCGUAAAAGUCCAGAACGAUUGAUAGACGUAGAAGCGGAAUUAUCGAGUACUCUCGAUAAUUCUUUUUCAAGGGAAUUCGGAAGUUCGUCGAUUUCUUUCAUUCCUGAACGCCCGAAGAAUAAGUCGAGGAUUUCUUUGUCUUUAUUGCGAGAAGCGAGCAAGAAUUUCAAAAGUCCUUCCAGGGAAAUCGCGAUAACCGAUAAGGUUGUCGAUAUUUCGGAAGAAAUAAAUUCAUCGAACGAGGAGAAUGAGAGUAACUUGGACUCCAGCGUUUUCACGGAGGACGAAGGAAACAUUUCCAUGUAUUCGAGAUAUAAAAAAAGCCACAAAGAUAACAGCAUUUAUUUAUAUCGGGCUGCAUUAGAAAGUGGGAAUAAAAAUGAUAUCUCUACUCCACGAUCGUCGAUCGAUAUUCCCCAUUUUAGGGGUUUUAAGAUUUUUAACAAGGAAAUUGUUGAUGAGAAAAAUCCAACCACUUCAAAAACAUUGUUAGACGAUACAAAGCAAGUUGGAGAGGAAAAUGUGAUUUCGUUGGAUUCCGAUAACUCCGUAUCAAAUGAUUCGAAUUUUCCCUUAAGUCAUGAUUUGGAGAGUACAUCGUUUCGUGAUAAAUCUGAAAUAAAUUUGGAAAAUGAAUUAAGAACAAUCGGCGAUGACGUUAAAAGUAAACAUUUCAAUGUUCAGAAAGAGUCAAAUGAAAUUCUUCCCAGGAACGUAGAAUCGAACGAGAAUCCAUUAAAAUUAAUAUCCCGAAAUGGCAAAGAAAUUAUGACUGUCGGCAGAGAAAUUGUUGACAAUGUUUAUUCGUCAUAUUUAAAAAAAAGAAAAUCUAAGGAGAGCGAAAAAUUGGAGGAAUUUAGAUUGAGGGACUUUGGAUCAAACAAAAGCGUUUUGGAAUCCACUUCCUGUUCAAAAAAUGAUAAUGAGGAUGUUAUCGACAUCGACACUGAAACGGUUGAUGAUAACAUGUUAAAUGUUAAAAAUAUAAAACCUAAGAACAAUGAAAAAGUAAACGAGCUCGAUCGUAAGCACAUGAAGCCAAGUGAAAAAGCUUUGAGAUCUUCUUUAACAAGAAAUAACGAAAUAAUUAACACGAUCGCUACGGAGACUAUUAACAAACGCGUUAACUCAUUUGAUAUUAAAGACCUUGAACCUAAUAAAACGAAUAUUGGCUCGGAAAAUAAAAACUGGACAAAGGAAACUGUUGAUUUUCGCGAUAAAAAAAAUGCCGGACUUACAGUUGUCGAAAAAGGAGUAAGUAUAAAUGGAAACAUAAUCGAGGAUGAUGAAAAGGAACGAGAUAAUAAAAUUGCCGAGUCUCGAGAUUUCGUUGAUUCGCAGAAUUUUCCAGCGAAAGAAAUGUCCAUCGAUGAAGAAGUCAGUCUUCUUCUUCAGGAAUGCGUUUCGUCGAAAAGGCGAAGACUUGCAGAAAUUUGCGGAGUGUCUUUAUCGAGUCCGAUUUCGAUAUCUUCCAGUCCUGAAAGAUCGCCAGCCAUUUCGGAAGCCUACAAAAAUAAAGAAAAGAAUGAUUUAAUCGAUAAAGUCGUAGAUACGGAAAAUGCGUCCGGAAAAAUCUGCAAAAACGUUUGCGGCUUUAAAGGAAAUUUAUUAGCUACGGAAAUACUGCCUAAUGAUCCUAAGUUAAGGGAUGAAAAGAAAAAAUUGCAUGUUAAUGCUCGGCAAUUUGGGAAGAAAUUAACGAAUUGCAACAAUGGCUCCGCACGUUCCCAGAAUUCUGAGAGCGAUGAAGAGGAAACGAACGAUAUUCGGAAAUUACGUCUGAAAUCGGUGUCUGAAAAUAUUCUUUCAAGUAAAUUGAAGAUACGUCCAAAAGAUUCGAGCUUUAUAUCUGAAAUGUAUCCCGAUAGCUUCGUUUUCUUGAACGACUCCGACAGUGAUAAGGAAAAAGCAUCCGAUGUUCAAAAGCUUCGUGGGAAAUCAAAAUCUGAUGAUAAUUGCGCAAAUACGUCAAAGGCAUGUCGGGAAAAUGCAAAUUCUUACGAUUUUGAUAAAAAAUCGCAAACUCCUGCCGAUUCUGGAAGCACUCGUAUAGCGAAUGAAAAAUCGAAAACUCUCCGAGACAAUUCCGACAGUGAUAAGGGAAAAGCUACGGAUGUUCGAAAAUUUUACGCCAAAUCGGUGUCCGAUAAUAAUUUGUUAAAUAUGUCAAGACUGCAUUGCAAAGACGCGAGUAUCGAAGAUUUAAAAAAUAUGCGAGGUCGGUAUAAUUCUGGAAACGCUUACAAAUUGAAGGAAAAGGCGGAAAAUCUCUAUGAUGAUUCCAGUUCCUUUGACGACUCUGAUAACGAUAAUAAACUAAAUACAAAAUCCAAAACUCAUCGUGGUGGUUCCAUUUCCUUUGAUGACUCCGACAGUGAUAAGGAAAGCGCGUCCGAUGUCAGAAAGUUUCAUAUCAAAUCGACUUCUGAAAAUAGUUUCGUAAACAAAUCAAAGAUACAUUACGAAAAUGCAAAUUCCAAGGAUUUUGAUGAGAAAUUAAGAGCUGCUUCCAAUUCUGGAAACACUUAUAAACUGAAUACAAAAUCCAAAACUCAUCGUGGUGGUUCCAUUUCCUUUGAUGACUCCGACAGUGAUAAAGAAAGAACAUCCGAUGUCAGAAAGUUUCAUAUCAAAUCGACUUCUGAAAAUAGUUUCGGAAACAAAUCAAGGAUACAUUAUGAAAAUGCAAAUUCCAAAGAUUUUGAUAAGAAAUUAAGAGCUACUUCCAAUUCUGAAAACACUUAUAAACUGAAUACAAAAUCCAAAACUCGUCGUGGUGAUUCCAUUUCCUUUGAUGACUCCGACAGUGAUAAGGAAAGCGCGUCCGAUGUCAGAAAGUUUCAUAUAAAAUCGACUUCUGAAAAUAGUUUCGUAAACAAAUCAAAGAUACAUUACGAAAAUGCAAAUUCCAAGGAUUUUGAUAACUUAUUAAGAGCUUGUUCCAAUUCUGGAAACACUUACAAGCCGAAUGAAAAAUCCAAAAUUCAAGAUGAUAAUUCCAUUUGCUUGGACGAUUCUGACAGUGAUAAAGAAACAACAUCCGAUGUCCGAAUGUUUCAUGAGAAAUCAAAGUCUGAAAAUAAUUGUGCAAAUACAUCAAAGGCAUAUCGCGAAAACACAAAUUCAGGCGAUAUUAGCAUCACACCACGAGACCGUUCCAGUUUCGCUUUUACUCGAUUAAUGGACGGUUCGACAGCAGACGAGAGUGGAAUUCGUAUCGAAUUAAAUCCCGAGGAAGCUUCAACGAGAAAGAGUAAUUCCAUCAAGAGAUCUCUUUCCGAUUCGCCGAAUUUCCCCAGGAAAAAACGGAAGGACUCGAAUUCAUGCGAAGUAUUGGAAUUGCACAGCAAGGACUUCAAUUCCCCGUUUAUUUUGAACAGAAGCGAUGACUUCGAGUCUUGCGAGUCUUUGGAGAAGCACGAUUUGGUUGUUUCUUCAGGAAGAGAGCUCGAGGGGGUAGGAAGAUCCGAUUCGGCAAUUUCUUCAGAAAAGUGGCAGAAAAACGUCGAAGGUUCUAUUUCUUCAAGAAAAAGGAACAAGGAUUCGUCGAUUUCUACGGGACGAAAACGAAAGAAUUCCGAUCCAUGUGAAGUCUUUGAUAGAUGCAGCGAUGAUGCGAUUUGCCUCGACGACUUCGACAGCUUCGAUGGACUGAAAAUUCCUUCCAAAGAUCCGAAGGAAUCUUCUCAUCUUUUCGAGGAUAAAUCAAGGAGUAUCAGGAGCUUCAAAGUUAAGUCAGCUUCGGAGGGGAAUUUCCAGAGGACUUCAAAGAGUUAUUCUAGGACGCCUGAAAAAAUCAAAAGCGCGGUUUUAGAAGAAUCACCUUGUGGGAAUUUUAAUCAGAGGGGAGACGGAAGUAAUCAAACUACUCCUAAUUCUAGAAUCGAGACGAAUUAUGUCACUCCUCCUCUAAAUUACAGUGCCAUGGAUACACCUCAGCUCAAGAGAGAAUUGGACAAGUAUGGAGUGAAGCCUUUAAAACGUCACAAUGCAACGCAGUUGCUUAAACAUAUUUAUGCGCAACUCCACCCAAGGGUUCCUGAUUCAAAGGUUAAGGAAAAAGAAGCACAGCCACUUGCUUCAACUUCGGAUGGUAGAAUGCAAGAAGCGUGUUUACCCCAAGAAAGGGGUCAAAAUCCAAGUACUGCAAGAUCACUCUGUGACGAGUUCCAUUCCAAAAAAGGAUACGAAGACCCCGAUAAAACUAGCACCUUGAAUGACAGUUCCGAUGACAUGAUUAUUGCCGAAGAAGCCGAUUUCGAAGAAUCCGAUCCAGCCACUCUUGGAGAUUCUGAGACAAUUAAUAAUAAUUUCCGCAGAUUUAUUAAAGCCAAUAAAGUCAUCUAUAAUAUGAUUCUAAUGUACGCACCUUUAGGGUUAGAAUCGUUGCACUCAAUGAUGAAAAUUCAAGGCUUUAAAUGUAGCAUUAAUAGCCUAAGGGAUUUUUUAGAUGAACAGGGCAUCACCUUUAAAAUUGAAAAUCAAACUUCUCGAACGAGAAAGAAGAACGAGAAGAGUGGGACGAAUAAAACUAAUAAUACAGCAAAAACCACAAGCAGAGGGAAUAAAUGAGACAGUGUUACAGUGAGACAGAGUCAUUGAACAGAUAACUGUUCAAUGACUAUUUAUUAAAUAGAUUUUACAGUUUUAAUGUGAGAAAAAAAUUUGAAUCGAUUUAAGAAACUGUAAAUAAAUUGUAUAUUUAAUGCAUCUAGGAUUGCUUUUAGUGAAAAUUUAAUUAUAUUUUUGUAUGGUUGCAAUAUUUAUAUCAUCAAAAAAGAAAACACCUAUGUAAGAGAAAAAAAUGAACUUGUUGAAUCGCUACCCGGUCCCAUGACCUUGAAAUAACUGGAAGAAUAAUAUCCAGUCUAGAAUAAGAAAAAUAAAAGGUUGCUAAUGAUAUGUGAAAUGAGUGAACUU
Molecule: messenger RNA, 9747 nt
Organism: Orussus abietinus
Lineage: Eukaryota; Metazoa; Arthropoda; Insecta; Hymenoptera; Orussidae
Exons: 10
Coding region: 547-9399 (2950 amino acids)
Biological process (GO): meiotic DNA double-strand break processing; resolution of meiotic recombination intermediates; interstrand cross-link repair
Cellular component (GO): nucleus; Slx1-Slx4 complex
Molecular function (GO): enzyme binding
Source: RefSeq, a predicted model, not a curated record